AUGGGAAGAUUUGGAGCAGUGAGUUAUAGACAAGUUAAACAAUCUGAAGCAGAUACUAUUGAGAUAGAUUCAUUAAAAAAUGGAGACAUUGAAAAAUACAAUGAAGAGAAUGAUAAAAUAUCAAGGAUACCAUUAGCACAACUAUCGAUAAAUAAAAUCAAUGGUAUAAAAAGUUCAGUCAUUGAGGAGUUAUCUUUGAAAAGGCCAUCCUAUUUUAUGGCAACGAAAAUGAUAAAAUCAUUACUUCCCUAUUACUGGAAAAAGAAUCCUUUUAAAUUUCGAAUCAUUUUAUGUGUAUCUAUUAUUUUCUUUUCAAAAUUGAUAAAUUUAAGUGUACCUUUAAUAUUUAAAAAUAUAAUUAAUACACUACCAGAAAAAGUAGAAUGGCAUUUAUUGAUUUUAUAUGGUGUCCUUUUUUUAAUUCAAAAAAGUAUUUGGGAUAUUCGUGAUCUUUUGUUUCAAGAUGUAAAUGAUAGUGCAACAAAACAAAUAAAUUUAGAAACUUUUGAUCAUUUACAUAGAUUGUCAUUAUCAUACCAUUUAAAUAAGAGAACUGGAAGUUUAAUUAAAAUUGUAGAAAGAGGAACUAGUAGUGUAGUUCAAUUAUUAUCAUUAUUAUUGUUUAAUAUAUUUCCAACAUUAGUUGAAUUAUUCACAGUUUCUACAUUCUUAUUGUUUUCUUAUGGUGCAGAAUUUGCAUUUAUAAAUUUAACUUCUUGUGUAGUAUAUAUUGCAUUCACUUUAUAUGUAACAGAGAGAAGAACAAAACAUCGUAGGUUAGCUAAUAAAAAAGAAAAUGAGGCAUCAGAUAUUAAAGUUGACUCUUUAAUGAAUUUUGAAACAAUCAAAUAUUUUACUGCAGAAUCUUAUGAAAGAAAAAGAUAUGAUUUUGCAUUAAUGGACUUUUUUCAAACUAAUAAGAAAUCAAAAGUCUCAUAUUUUUUAUUAAAUUUUGGACAAUCGUCAAUAAUUGUUAUUGGAACAACAUUAGGACUGGGACUGGCAACUUGGAGAGCAUCACAAAAUGGUUUUACCUUGGGUGAUGUUAUUGCAAUAAAUACAUUUAUCGCUCAAAUGUUUUCUCCUUUAAGUUGGUUAGGAUCAUCUUACCGAAUGAUACUUACUGCUUUCACUGACAUGGAGAAUUUAUUUGAAUUAUUAGAUACUCAACCAGAGGUUUCUGAUUCACCAAAUGCUAAAGAAUUAAACUUUAAUGAUACAAAUAACCCUUCAAAAACAAUUUUACCUUCAAUUGAGUUUAGAAAUAUUAGUUUUACUUAUCCAAAUAAAAAUAAAGAACAACAACAAUCAUCACCAAAGAUUUUAGAUAAUAUAAGUUUUACCGUACCAGCUGGUAAGUCAAUUGCAUUAGUUGGCAGUACUGGUGGUGGGAAAUCAACUAUUUUUAGAUUGUUAUGCAGGUUCUAUGAUGUUGACCAAGGCGAAAUAUUAAUAAAUGGUGAAAAUAUAAAAGAUGUAACACAAACGAGUUUAAGAUCAAUAAUUGGAGUUGUUCCACAAGAAACAGUUCUCUUUAAUGAUACUGUGGCCUAUAAUAUUGGCUUUGGUAACAGAGAGGCAAACGAUGAUCAAUUGAUUGAUGCUUCUCGUCGUGCUCAAAUAUUGUCCUUUAUUGAAUCAUCUCCUGAUGGCUUCAGAACUGUGGUAGGCGAAAGAGGUUUAAGAUUGAGUGGUGGUGAAAAACAAAGGGUUUCAAUUGCUAGAGCUUUAUUAAAAGAUCCACCAAUUUUAAUUUUAGAUGAAGCAUCUAGUUCUUUAGACACCUUUACAGAGAGAAAAAUCCAACAAGCAAUCAAUGAAGUAUCAAAAGGUAGAACAACAUUGGUCAUAGCUCAUAGGCUCUCCACAAUAAUUCAUUGUGAUGAAAUUUUGGUUUUGAAGGGUGGUCAUAUAGUAGAGCGAGGGAGUCACUCUUAUCUAUUGGAUUUUAAUGGUGACUAUGCCCAUCUGUGGAAUCAACAACAGCUAUCAGCCAGUGAUCUCCAAUACACACCAAAUCAAGAUACCUUUGAGUAA
Dictyostelium discoideum AX4 is the source of this 2037-nucleotide messenger RNA. It is a transcript of the gene abcB6, whose product is annotated as ABC transporter B family protein. Gene Ontology annotation, cellular component: membrane. The record is from RefSeq and is a predicted model, not a curated record. The coding region runs from base 1 to 2037 and encodes 678 amino acids. The transcript has 5 exons. Gene Ontology annotation, molecular function: ATP hydrolysis activity; ATP binding; ABC-type transporter activity. Lineage: Eukaryota; Evosea; Eumycetozoa; Dictyosteliales; Dictyosteliaceae. Gene Ontology annotation, biological process: transmembrane transport.